AUGAAAGGAAUGGGAUCUAGUGUUAAAUGGCCAAGAAAGCUUAAUGUCGAAGCAAGGAGAGACACAACCAAGUGGUGCAAGUUCCACGACUACCAUGGACAUAACACCCUGGACUGCAUUGCUCUACAGUUGGAGGUCGCUGUGCUAUUGAAGAGGGGAUAUCUCCGAGAUCUGUUGACAGAUAAAGGGAAGAGUACCAUCAGCCAGAAAAGCACGAAAGAAACAUCUCCACCUCCGCGGGAACCAACGCUAAAAGGAUUCUACAAUAUCAUCUUAGGAGGGUCAAAGAUCAGUGGUGUCAGCUACUCCUCAGCCAAGCGCUACGCCAGAGCCAACAACAACCAUGAAAUCCAGUAUGUACACCCGCCUCUACGGCCACACUCCCAUCAUGUAAUUCAAUUUGAAGAUGACGAGCCAGUCACCUUGGCUGCCCCUCAUCAUGAUGCCCUAGUCGUCUCCCUCUAG
Molecule: messenger RNA, 465 nt
Organism: Pistacia vera
Lineage: Eukaryota; Viridiplantae; Streptophyta; Magnoliopsida; Sapindales; Anacardiaceae
Exons: 1
Coding region: 1-465 (154 amino acids)
Source: RefSeq, a predicted model, not a curated record